AGCUCCGCUGACACUGAGCAGAUGUAGCCGCUUUAGCAUCCGCUGCAGUGAUCAAUUAACAAGCUAAACACGCCAAAGAAGAAAAAAACGACAAUUGCCAGCGGUAACACUAAAGUAUGACCAACAAAACCGGCUUGAAUGUCACACCCGCCGACCUCCCGAGAGUUGUGUUAGGAAACUAUAGUGUUUCUGGCUGGUAAAACAGCUGUUUGGCAUGCUGCUCGCUGCAGACGAACACCAUGGUUUUGAUUUAACGGUGUUAAAGUUUUUGGAGUCCGCAGCCGACAACCCGGAGCUUUUCUACGCCGGUUUGUGAGUUGUGAUGGUGGGCUGAGCUAGCCUGCUAGUCCUAGCCUCGAGUCAGCUGACUGAGUGAUGGAUCAACUCAAAGUGAAGGAUCGCAUCCUGGAAAACAUCUCCCUCUCCGUCAAGAAGUUGCAGAGUUAUUUUGCAGCCUGUGAGGAUGAAACUCCAGCUAUCCGAAAUCACGAUCGGGUCCUACAGCGUCUCUGCGAACAUCUUGACCAUGCCCUACUCUAUGGGCUGCAGGACAUCUCAUCUGGCUACUGGGUCUUGGUCCUCCACUUCACCAGGAGGGAGGCGGUCCGACAGAUCGAUGAGCUUCAGCACAUAGCAACAAACCUUGGCCGAAGCCGGGCGUGGUUGUACCUGGCACUGAGUGAGAGCUCUUUAGAGAGCUAUCUGCGCCUCUUCCAGGAGAAUCGAGCAUUAUUGCAAAAGUAUUAUUUCAAGAAUGCUUUGGUCUGCAGUCAUGACCACCUCACACUCUUUCUCACACUGGUGUCGGGUCUGGAGUUCAUCCGCUUCGAUCUUGAGCUGGAUGUCCCCUAUUUGGACGUGGCCCCGUACAUGCCUGAAUACUACAAACCUCAGAACCUCCUGGACUUUGAGGAAAGGCUGCCCAGUUCAGACAGCCUGUCGCUGCACUCCUUCACCUCACUCACCUCCACCAACCUGGAGUGGGAUGACAGCGCCAUAGCUCCCUCCAGUGAAGAUUAUGAUUUUGGUGACAUCUUCCCUGUGUUGCCAUUGACAAGUGCAGACUGGGAAGAGGGUGACUUGACUGAUCAGGCCAGCUGCCCACGGUCCAGUGGCUCUGAUCCCCAGACAGUCAUCAGUGACACUGUCGUCCCUUCUGGCACAGCGAAGGGAAAGGUGGCUGCUCACCUUUCUCCACACAGCCCGACAUCCAGAUACAACCCGUUCAAUGAGGAUUCAGACACAAAUACCUCUGCAAACGUCACGCCGGUUCAUGUGGCCAACCACCACGCUUUCACCGCUACGGGAGACGAGACGGAGAUCAGCAGCAACGAGCUUGAGGUCAUCAGGAUGGCCAAACGAAGGAAACCAGCCAAAAAGCGACGCGGGAAGGGAUCCACAGAGUCCAUCAGGAGUGCCUUCAACUCGGUCUCUUCUGAACACAUGGAACUGGACAAUGCCGCCCUCACCGGGGAGGAUGUUGAUUCAGCAAACUCCACGCUGGUGCAGCUGGACAGCGACGGGGAGCUGAGCAGAAGCAGGAUUGGAUCAGAGGUUGUGGAGGAGGGAGAUGAGGUCGGAGUAGAGGAUCUCCUCCGGAUCCCGGAGAUGACGGACACCUCCAUGGACAGCGUUGGCCAACCCCUCCGGGACGUCAUGAAUCGGCUCAACGGGGCCUGGGAGCACCCGGAGGAGGAAGAGAAAAGCACUGUCGGCUGUGACGGGAGUUCGGAGCCUCCUGAACAGCAGCCCUUUCGGGAGGAUUCAGGAGGAAAGCCGCCCGACCCGGCCCCAGGAGAGACAGCUGGUCCCGGUCGGGCCCAGAGCUCCAGCGUCCUGCAGACCUCGCCUACGGCUGCAGAGCUAUGCUCCGUUACCCCCAACAGUCCAGACUCUGCUGACACGAGUGGUGGCCACAAUGACUCUACAGAGCAGAGCCAACCACAGGCUCUUUCAGGUGGCACUGAAAAUGAAGGAGAGGGAGAAGCACCAGCGGGACAGAGACCCGUCGUGAAGCAGGAGGGGAACACGGGGGAGACACGGACACAAACCUUCACGCAUGAGGAAACAAAACCACCGCUACAAGAAGAGAAGCUCAGUCCAUUUGAAAUUUCUCAUCCGGCAGAGUUUAAGGUGGACAACAAUCACCUGCUUCUACUAAUGAUUCAUGUAUUCAGAGAAAACGAGGAGCAGCUCUUUAAGAUGGUGCGGAUGAGUACGGGUCACAUGGAGGGAGACCUGCAGCCCCUUUAUCUGCUGCUCACGGACUGUUACAUUUACUUGCUAAGAAAGGGUGCAGCAGAGAAGCCCUACACAGUAGAAGAUGCUGUUUCCUACAACGAGCUGGACUAUCUUUCUGUGGGCCUUGACCAGCAGACGGUGACGCUGGUUUGCACCAACAGGCGGAGAAAGUUCUUGUUGGAUACAGCUGACGUCUCACUGACUUUAUGGUUCCUGUCUGUUCUCAAAUCAGCCAUGGUUCAGGGCUGCCGUGAGCCGCCCUACCCCUCCGUUCUGACAGACGCCACCAUGGAAAAGUUGGCUCUCAACAAGUUUGUCUCCCAGGAGUCUCAGUGUGAGGUUUCUGAAGUAUCCAUAGAGCUCUAUUCAUUGAUUCACUGGGAGGAUCCUCUGGACAUGACUUUGUCUCCCCGGCGGCAAACGCCCCCCUCCGGAGGUUCCUCCAGCAUGAAAGAAGGAACUCUGCAGUACAUGUCUGGAACCACGUACCUGGGCAAAGAGCUGUGGAAGAGCUGCUACGUCGUUCUCAGUAAUGGGAUUCUGUACCUGUAUUCAGAGAGGACAGAUGUGACACCUCUGCUGUCUGUCACCAUGGGAGGAGAGCACUGUGGAGGCUGUCGACGCUCAAACAGCACCGAGCGUCCACACGCCUUCCAGGUGAUCCUGACGGAGCGCCCCCCUCUGGUGCUCAGCGCCAGCAAUGAGCAGGACAUGGCCGACUGGAUGCAGCUGCUCUGCCAGUCCGUCUCCAAGGGGGUCAUCCCCCAGGGCGUUGCCCCCACCCCGUGUAUCCCAUGUUGCCUGGUGGUGACGGACAGAAAGCUGCUCACCUGCCAUCAGGACUGCCAGACCAGCUUUUUCCGUUCGUUGGGAAGCGCUGACAUCUCUGACGUUAUCUGUGUCGGUGUGGAGCCCAACAAAGAGUACUGUGUCAUUGAAUUCGCAGAAGAUCGGGCCCAGUUCCUCCCUCCAUGGGUGUUGUACUUCAGCGGGAGUGAGGAGAGGGAUCGACUGCUACAGGGAUUAGACCACGCAUGGAGAGCCAUUUUCCAGGUUGACCUUCCCCAUAAAGACAUGUCUGAUCCGUUGGUGCAGAAGCGCUGCAGCGAGGCUCUGGAGCUGAUGAAGAGCGCCUGGCAGAGAGCCGACAGUCUCGCUCGGGGAAGAGCCCGGCGAGAGCCGUGGUGUUGACUGACACACACACACACACACACACACACACACACACACACACACACACACACACAUGGAUGUACACGGUUAUCCAUGGGUGGAGCCACUGAGACAUAGGAACAAUUCAACAACCUGACAGCAUGGCAUGUCAGAGAGAUUUUCAGGUGUAAACGUUUACACCAGCACAAACCAGAUUUGAUUAGCCGGUUAGGUCUGGAGAGCAGCUUGUGAAAGCCCCAGAUUCAGGAGUGUUUUUAUCAGAGAAACGUCCCGCUGAAUUUGCAAAUGCAUGCAUAGAAGGAAGCACUGUCCUCCAGGAGUGCAGUGGUCUAUUUAGUCUGAACACGGCGGAGCAUUAAUGCUUCGUUAGAGAUCCUUCUGAAAUUAGCCAUACUGUAUGUAGAGAAAAUGUGCUGAAUCAUUGAGCUUUGUUGUCACAUCAUGCUAGCCUUCCAACUUUGCCUGAGCUGCCUCAUUUACAUCACAGAAGAAGCUUAGUGGGGGGGGGGGCAAAAAUCAGUAAUGAGAGGCUUUGUGACAAUGGACAUUCUCAGUUUAUGCGGAUGCUUCUUAUUGUAUACAUGUGGAUACGUCCACACACCUUCUGUGUGAAGAUCGUCACUUUGCACCGACUACAAAAACAACUUUACACAACGUUCGGAGUAACUUAGCCCUGGUCCAAAUGUAGUACAACAGCAUAGGUUUUGUUGCGUAAUCGCUGAUGAUUGUGUUUGUGUCUGAUAUUCAGAUUUGUUAGUUUUUUUUUCCUUUUUUCUCCGAGCACAUACCUCUACACUGAAUUAUUCUUAUAUUCACAUACUACAGUAGCCUGGAAGAGUGAGGAUCUGGGGUUCGUCUGGACGUUUUACACAUGCACUCCAGAUAACAUACUAAUGUCUGUAAUGUCCUUCUGAAAUCUCACUCUCCAUUUAACUAUCCUCUCAAAACAUAUGUACAUCAGGAAGUGCAUCGAAGAGAAGGCUUUUCUCUCCACUUUUUGGAGACAAACACAGGUUUCCAUGCAGAAUUGCACCUUUUUUAAGUAUCUUUUUUAAUAAUAUCUGUGGCUUUGAUUUAAAAGGCAUUUUUUUAUUGCCUUCCAGAAAGAGGGGGGUAGUUGUUACCAGGUUCUGAUACUCUGUGGAACAGAACUGCACAUUUGCAUUCAUCCGAUGUUUGCUUCCACUCAGCUGGUUUUUAUUUCUACUUUGCUUUUUGUUUUAAUCAACUCCUCUAGUUUAGAGCAUUCAGUUCUGCAUUAAUCACCGAUAAGCUUUCUAGGACCUCGUAUAAGGAUCAUUAACUUAUCUCACCAGUUUAGAGCCCAUCAUGUCAUCCAGUAUUAAAGUCUGGAAGGGAAUGAGAAUUACAAGACGUUACACUACGCCUCUUUAGGCACUGUUUACACCUGGUAUUAAAUUCAGAACUCAAGUGGACUGCCGUAAAGUACACGUAUAAAUGCAUACUCGAGGCAUUUCGAGGAAAACCGGUCACUUUAACCACAAUAGGAAGUGGUCUGGUGUGGUCAGAACCUUUUAGCAGUGUAAACUCAACGUUUCCUGGACCACGUACAUAACUGUCUGCUGUGCAGGCAGAAGGAUUUCCUCGUUCACUCGUCAGUGCCGUCAUGUUAGAGUGGAGUGACAACAGACAACCAGCACUCAACCGCAUCGUCAUGGACUUGUUUCAGUUGGCGUUAGUUCUUCUAAUUCCUGACGUGGUGCAUGUCUGCUUCCAUCUGUCUAAGUUCUUUAGUUUUAUUUACAGUUUUUCUGUAAAAUACUGCUGGACAAGUUAAUCAAAAAUCACCAGAGCUCAGAGGUUAUGUGGUGUUCUGCUUUGUUGCCUCAGGUAAAACCAACAAAAAAACAGAAGUCAUGUACCGGUUUCUUUGAAAAUGCAGUAAAAUCUGAUUAUAGGAUGCUACUCGAGAUGCAUGUUGAUGCCAGGUGUGGUCCGACCGGUUUCAAGCUGUCUGCAUUCAGAUAGGGUUUUAAAAGCAGGUGUAAGCAGGACCUUAGUAGGAUUAUAGUUCGAUAUUAUCAAUAUAUGCUAAGCAAUCUGUCAUACAUUUAUUGAUUGGCUUGUUUAAGGGCUGUCAUGAUCUAAAACUUGAGGAUUUUUAGAAAAACUCAAACUAUCUAUUCAAAUAUAUACAUUUCCAGGCUCUGAAGGAAAAUACUCUUUAAAUAAUUUUAAUGUUCAUUUGAAAUGACCCUCUUUGUCUUGAUAUUUAAUAAUACUUUUAAAAAUGUAAACUCGUUUAUGUCAUCAAAUUGCUGUUGCAUCAUUUUCAUUAAAGCACAUAUAUGUUGUAACAAGUCAUAAUCAGUUCAAAUAUAAGUGUAAGGGUUUCCUUUGCAAUGACAAUGUGGCCUUUUUUCGAGAUGGAAUCUUUUUUUUUUUAACAAUGUGAAGUAUUAUUUUUACCUUUUUAUAAGAUGCCUUACACUGUACUAUUUGAUUGACUGCAUUGUUUUGGUUUUACAGUACACUCUUAGUACUGACGCCUCCCCACCAGAUGCUGCAUUUGAGGCAAUAUAAGGGGCAGCAGAAGUGUGUUUUUAUUUUAUUUUACCAAAACUCAGUUGUUGAAUAUGCACUGCUACGAAAUGCCAACCAGCCCCUAUAAAAGCCAGUCUGUUGAGACGACUGACUAGUGUGUUGCACACAACGGUACGAGCAUAUCGGUGCAAAAAAAGGAAAAAAAUAAAUAAAUGCAGUUAGGCCACUGUUGUCCCCGUUUGAAAACUCAUAAUGACUACUCGAUGCCACAGAGCAUUCCAGUUUCACAGAUUCAGAGUGACUGAGGCGGUAGUAAAAGUGCUGUGUUGUACAUCAGAUCUCCUCGUUUCUUUUAUUACUCCUCAAAGCAGAGCAGAGAGGAAACAACAAAGUCCUGCCUUGAAAGUGCUACAUGUCAGUUAGUAUUAAUCAGUGCUUUGAGCCUUUUUAAGUGCCACUUGGUCUCACUCGUCUCUCGCUAUCUUACAAAGAAAUCUAAUCUCAGGUGGAAAAAUGUAAAACAGAAAAAAGAAACCUUAAGACUCACAACACUUGUUCUUGCUUUUUGUUCUGUUACAGCAGUUUGUUGUAAUGCAGUGUCAUCGAAAUUAUCUUUUUAUCUUUUUAUGUUUUUGGUUGUGGUCGUAGUGCUCACUACAGCAUUAUAGUUUCAUCGCACAUACAGGGAGCGCUGCCAAACGGUGGCAACAGCUGGGAAAGGUUUAUUUAAUGAUUCGGUGGGUUCCAAAACACAUUAUGUUGUAGAAAUCUUCUGAUCUAUGAGACAUAAAGGAUGUUUGAAUUUGGGAGAGUUCCUUUGCAAUCAUUGAACUUGACUUGAAAGGUUUGUUGGAUUACCAACGAAAUGUUCUGUUUAGUGUUGUGGCCUGUGAAUUGUAUAUAAAGAGAGUAAAAAGUGUGUUGGAGCAGUGUUUUAAGUGUGGGACAUUGCUGGCCAAUGAUGGAAGACAUCUCUAAAGUGAUACCUUGAAAAGCUUUCUGAUUUCGUUCCUACAUGUGUACUGCAUGUACUAUUUGUAUUAUACUAUCAGUUUUUUUGAGAUGUAAAUAAAGCACUAAUCAAGAAUAACAGGCUCUAAAUUCCACAUUAAGACGUGCAUGUCCUGAAAGUUUUUCUACUGUUCUUAGUGGCAAUGAAUGUACAAAUAAAGCUUUUGUAAGAUGGACUGCGUAAAUUAAUAAACUGAAAUACAACUUUG
Molecule: messenger RNA, 7139 nt
Organism: Cololabis saira (Pacific saury)
Lineage: Eukaryota; Metazoa; Chordata; Actinopteri; Beloniformes; Belonidae
Gene: plekhm2
Product: pleckstrin homology domain containing, family M (with RUN domain) member 2
Exons: 20
Coding region: 376-3432 (1018 amino acids)
Biological process (GO): regulation of protein localization; lysosome localization; positive regulation of membrane tubulation
Cellular component (GO): endosome membrane
Molecular function (GO): kinesin binding
Source: RefSeq, a predicted model, not a curated record